Molecule: messenger RNA, 941 nt
Organism: Pseudopodoces humilis (Tibetan ground-tit)
Lineage: Eukaryota; Metazoa; Chordata; Aves; Passeriformes; Paridae
Source: RefSeq, a predicted model, not a curated record
AUGCGGCUGCGGCUCAGGAACAUUUUCCUGGUUUAUUUCGUGGUGUCGCUCGUGGGGCUCUUCUGCGCCCUCCGCGAGCUCGGCCGCUGCCGAAGGCCGGUGCAGAAGGCGGAGCUCGUUCGCCUCUCGCAGACGCUGCUCCACGUCCCCGCCCUGCACUGGGUGGUGGUCGAGGACGCCGCCGCCCCCUCGGCGCUGGUGGGGGGGGUCCUGGCGGCCUCGGGGGUCUCCUUCACCCACCUGAGCGCCGAGACCCCCCCCGAGCUGCGGGGGGGCCCCGGGGCCCCGUCCUGGCUGUUCCCGCGGGGAGCGGAGCAGCGGAACCGGGCGCUGCGCUGGCUGCGGGACACGCGGCGCAGCGACGAGCCCGGCGUCGUCUACUUCGCUGACGAUGACAACACCUACAGCCUGCGGCUCUUCGAGGAGAUGCGCAGCACCCGCGGCGUGGCCGUGUGGCCGGUGGGGCUGGUGGGGGGUCUGCGUCUGGAGCGGCCGCUGGUUUCGGGGGGUCGCGUGGUGGGCUUCCACACGGGCUGGCGGCCGGAGCGCCCCUUCCCCCUGGACAUGGCCGGCUUCGCCGUGGGGCUGCGGCUGCUGCUCGCCCACCCCCGAGCCCGAUUCGACCCCCGCGCCGAGAGGGGAUUCCUGGAGAGCUCCUUCCUUGGGGGGCUGGUGACCCCCGCCCAGCUGGAGCCACGGGCCGAUAACUGCACCCAGGUGCUGGUGUGGCACACGCGCACCGAGAAGCCGAAGCUGCGCCAGGAGGAGCAGCUGCAGCGCCAGGGCCGGGGCUCCGACCCCGACAUUGAGGUUUAGGGGGGCCCCGGGACCCCCCCGGGACCCCCCCGGGACCCCCCCGGCCUCCGGGACCACCCCCAGACCUUUAUUUAUCGCCAGGACCCCCCCGUUUUUUGGGGGGACCCCUCCCCCGAUCCCCUCCC